Molecule: messenger RNA, 1602 nt
Organism: Phytophthora nicotianae INRA-310
Lineage: Eukaryota; Oomycota; Peronosporomycetes; Peronosporales; Peronosporaceae
Exons: 5
Coding region: 116-1471 (451 amino acids)
Biological process (GO): regulation of gene expression
Cellular component (GO): nucleus
Molecular function (GO): histone binding
Source: RefSeq, a predicted model, not a curated record
ACAAAAAAGCAAUACUAGAGCGGCAAACAAUUGCAUCCUGGAGUUCCCCUCAAAAUUGCCAAUCGUAGUCUUUAUCAGCCAACGAAACGCCGUUACUGGAGCAUUUUUGAGUACCAUGUCGCGCUCUCCCAGCUCUGCGGCCGAAAUGUCUGACGCUGCUGAGCACACGGACCCUUCUCCUAUGGAGGAGGUUCAGGACCUCACCGGCGAUGCGGGUGACGCUGCCGAGGACGAGGAAGUCGAGCCGGAUAUGAGACUUGAGAGCGAGGAGUACCGGACCUGGAAGAAAAACACGCCGUUCUUAUAUGACCUCGUGAUAACCCACUCGCUUGAUUGGCCCUCACUGACUGUCCAGUGGCUCUCUGCGCCAACUAACAACACGUCAGAUUUCUGCGAGUAUGAGCUCCUACUGGGCACAAAUACGUCGGGAGCGGAGCAAAACAAGGUGAUGAAGGCGAAAGUGUGGCUGCCCUUAGACGACGCGUGCAAGCUGAAUGAAGACACCCAAGAGUUGGGUGACUACAAUAAUGCCGUUGAGCGCAAGAUGAAGACCUCGCUUAGUUUUAGCCACCAAGGCGAGGUGAACCGAGCGCGUUGCAUGCCGUCCGAUAACCUCUUUGUGGCGACCAAGACCCCUAGCGCUGAAGUGCACGUGUUCGACAUUUCGAAGAUCAAAACUGAUGCUGGAGAAAGUAUUGAACCGACACACCGACUACUGGGCCACGGUAAGGAAGGCUACGGCCUCUGUUGGGACCCGCACCAAACGCACCACCUCAUUUCCGGUUCCAACGACGCGAUCAUUUGCGAAUGGGAUAUUACCAAGGCUGGCACAACAGUCGAGCCUCUGCACAAGUACACUGGCCACAGCGACGUCAUUGAGGAUGUGGCAUGGCACUGGCAUCACCCGAAGAUCAUCGGCUCGGUCGGUGAUGACAAGAAGCUGCUCAUCUGGGAUAUGCGGUCUGAGAGCUACGACAAGCCAGCGGCGACCGUAUUGGCUCACUCGGCUGAAGUCAACUGCCUCGCGUUCAGUCCAUCGAACGAGUACCUCGUCGCCACGGGGUCAUCUGAUAAGCAGAUUAACUUGUGGGACCUGCGCAACCUAAAGACCAAGCUGCACUCCCUGGAAGGCCACACGGACGAGAUCUAUCAGAUCCAGUGGUCGCCGCAUCAUGAUGGCGUCCUCGGUUCCUGCUCUGCUGAUCGUCGUGUACUCAUUUGGGACCUCACCAAGAUCGGAGAAGAGCAAGCAGCUGAAGACGCCAAGGAUGGCCCGCCUGAGCUGCUGUUCAUUCAUGCCGGCCACACAGCAAAUGUUGUGGACUUUUCGUGGCAUCCGAACGAACCGUGGGUGGUGUCGUCGGUUGCCGAGGACAACAUUCUGCAGAUCUGGCAGAUGGCUGAACACAUUUACGAUGGUGAAGAUCAGGAUACCGACCAGAAGGAGAUCACCGACGACGACCUCGAGUAGUGAAAGUUUUGCUUAGAGAAUUAAAAAAAAGUGGGAUCUUCGGAUGAAAGGAUAUCUGAAAUCGAAUAAAAUGCGACGUGACAUUUUGAUGGACGACACCAAUAAAACGAAUACAUGUAUAAUCAUUCCGA